AUGGAGGAUCGGGAUACGAGGCGGAUGGCGACGGCCACUAAGUUAUCUGAUGUGGUACUGGACUGCGUGAUGCCGUACAUCCACGACCCCAAGGACCGGGACGCCGUGUCGCAGGUGUGUCGCCGGUGGUAUGAGCUCGACUCUCUCACGCGGAAGCACGUCACGAUUGCGCUCUGCUACACCACCACGCCGGACCGGCUCCGGAGGCGUUUCCCGCACCUAGAGUCGCUGAAGCUGAAGGGGAAGCCCCGGGCGGCGAUGUUCAACCUCAUACCGGAGGAUUGGGGAGGUUUCGUGACGCCGUGGGUUAAGGAGAUCUCUCAUUACUUCGAUUGUUUGAAGUCGCUUCACUUUCGCCGCAUGAUUGUGACGGAUUCCGAUCUUCAGGUUCUUGCUCGCUCGCGCGGUCACAUACUUCAGGCGCUCAAGCUCGAUAAGUGCUCUGGAUUCUCCACCGAUGGCCUUUAUUUUAUCGGUCGCUUUUGCAGGAAUUUGAGAAUCUUGUUUUUAGAGGAAAGCUCACUUGUUGAGAAUGAUGGUGACUGGCUCCAUCAGCUUGCUUUGAAUAAUACAGUUCUUGAAACACUAAAUUUUUAUCUCACUGAUAUUGCCAAUGUCCGAAUCCAGGACCUUGAACUUAUAGCCAGAAAUUGCCCCAACUUAAACUCGGUGAAAAUUACUGAUUGUGAAAUAUUGGAUUUGUUAAACUUCUUUCGAUGUGCAUCUGCCCUAGAAGAAUUUUGUGGAGGUUCCUACAAUGAGGAAUCAGAGAAGUACGCUGCUAUAUCAUUGCCAGCAAAAUUAAGUCGUCUGGGUUUGACAUAUAUUACAAAGAAUGAAAUGCCCAUAGUGUUCCCUUAUGCAGCCUUACUGAAAAAAUUGGAUCUUUUGUAUGCAAUGCUGGAUACAGAGGACCAUUGUACGUUAAUCCAAAGGUGCCCCAACUUGGAGGUACUUGAGUCAAGGAACGUAAUUGGAGACAGAGGAUUAGAAGUGCUUGCUCGUUGUUGUAGGAAGCUUAAAAGGCUUCGAAUUGAAAGAGGUGAUGAUGAUCAAGGAAUGGAAGAUGAAGAAGGUGUUGUUUCCCAGAGAGGGCUAAUUGCUUUGUCACAUGGCUGUCCAGAGCUUGAAUAUAUGGCCGUUUAUGUAUCCGACAUUACAAAUGCAUCUCUAGAACACAUUGGUACUCAUUUAAAAAACCUUUGUGAUUUUCGCCUUGUCUUGCUAGACCGUGAAGAGAAAAUAACUGAUUUGCCACUUGACAAUGGAGUGAGAGCUUUACUGAGGGGUUGUGACAAGCUCAGAAGAUUUGCUCUGUAUCUGAGACCUGGGGGCUUGACCGAUGUGGGACUGGGUUACAUAGGACAAUACAGCCCCAACGUGAGAUGGAUGCUUCUUGGGUAUGUGGGAGAGACUGAUGAAGGGCUUUUGGAAUUCUCUAGGGGCUGCCCCAGUCUUCAGAAACUUGAAAUGAGGGGAUGCUCCUUUUUUAGUGAGUAUGCACUAGCUGUUGCUGCAACUCAACUAACUUCUCUUAGGUACCUAUGGGUCCAAGGGUAUGGAGCAUCUCCUUCUGGGCGUGAUCUUUUGGCAAUGGCUCGCCCCUAUUGGAACAUUGAGUUGAUUCCUUCUAGACGCGUGGUUGUGAACAAUCAACCGGAAGAGCCUGUAGUUGUCGAGCAUCCGGCACAUAUUCUUGCAUAUUACUCCCUCGCUGGCCCAAGGACAGAUUUUCCAGAUACUGUUAUACCUUUGGAUCUUGCAACAUAUGUUGACACGUAA
Messenger RNA from Sphenostylis stenocarpa, 1782 nucleotides. Lineage: Eukaryota; Viridiplantae; Streptophyta; Magnoliopsida; Fabales; Fabaceae. The record is from the annotation of a GenBank genome assembly.